GCAGUGUUUUGAAACACGACGUCAGGUAUCUACGUCACCGCUUAGAGUGAGGAGAAGAGGUUUCGAUUGAUACAGAAAUGGAAACAUUGCUUCAUUCGCACAAAUACAUGUUAGUUUACUAACAUCGUGCAUUGCGAUUACAGCGGAUAAACAAUCUUCGACGAUUGCAGGGCAUCAGUGAGUACAAGAAGAAAUUUAAAGACCGGGUAGCGCGCUCCAGAAGCGCCUCUCCUCAGCGACGGAUGCGCUUAGCUGGACUUCGAUCUGACCAGAUGGGUAUCAGUAGAGAGCCUCAGUUUCUGUCCAAGAGGAAGGUGCCCUCCUCCCACACGCCCCAGGUGUCCAGCUCCUUCCAAUGGAACCCCACCACCACAGAGCCCCCACAGAGACGGGAUGAGACCCCCAGACCUGGUACCUCUCCCCUGGCUCCUACCCCAGAGAGAGUCCACACCCCUCUGGCCCCUAGGGGUCCCCCUUCUCCAGGGGACCCUCAACGAGGCCCGACCACUCUUCAGGGCCAGACUCACACCCGGAGCCCCCUGGCUACUGUAGAGAGAAAGGACCAAGUUUUCAAUGGGGUUGACCAUGUGUUGAGGAGGAAGGCAGGGCUGAAGUCGUCUGGACAGAGGACUGCACUACAGAACUCAGAGUACAGGAAACAGUUUCCGUGGAAGACACCUGUAGCUGGCCACGCCUCCCCACUGCUGGCUGCAGAACAGAUGCUGUACACCAGCCACCGGUCCAUCCCUCCCUUCAAAUCGAACCCGGUGGUGGUGUUGGAGAGUGAGUACAGCAGGAACUUUAAAGCCUCUCCUCCUCCCAGAGGACCACGACUACGCAGCCAUGGAGACGGGGACCAGGUGCCUCUGUUCCAGAGAGAGAAUGUUUCCCCAGAGAAAGCAUCAAAGAGCAAGCGGAAGAAGAAGAGGGAAGAGAGAGAGAGAAAGUCCAGCGUCGUAGCGGAGAACAUUCCAGUUCCACAGCCUCAGGAGCAACGGGCGGACCAGGAAGUGAAGUCACAGAGCCCCCAGAAGGCACAUCUUCCCCACAGAAAGGUGAAAUCAGAGUAUAACGCCAACUUCCGCUCUCCGCUGAACUACAUAUAUAAGGACGGAGCCUGGGUCAAGGCUACCACGGUAGGAGAGGAGGGGCGUGACAGUCAUCAUAGUCACGUUUGGUAUCACGAGGUCCGAGAGCUUCGUAAGAAAGCGGAGGCCUACAGACAGAGGGCGUGGGGGACCCAUUUCUCCCGCCUCCACCUCAACCAGAUCCUGUCGGACCAGAACCAGCUGUGGGAGGCCUCCACCCCUUCCUCCUCUAACCUCAGCUCUGGGACAGGUUCAGGGGACGGGGAGGAAGACGGCAGCAGGAGCCCUACCCCCCAGGCUCUGGAGCUCGCUAGGGUUGACAGUAGCUCCAGCUCCGUAGCCGGACCCCCUCCCCUCACCCCAGUGUCCAGUAGAAGGAGCUCCACCCGGGGGGCUGGAGACACAGCAGGCCUCCCUGGAGCCCCUAACCCUGGAGCCCCUACCCUACCUGUUCAGAGGAGACUAGCCUGGGAGGAGGAGACAGGGGCUGGGGGUGGAACGGGGGAGAAGAGAGAGGAAGAAGAGGACAAGGAGAGAAAGGAUGAGCUGAGGGUGCUGGACCAUCGUUCGUCGUCUGUAGCAGGCUCCCACAGCUCCAGAGAGGGUGGCAGGAUGCCCACACCCACACUGCAAAGGAUCGCUACUGUUCAGAGAACUCACCACGACCUGACUACUCCAGCCACUGGUAAUUUAGGCCUGAGGACGUCUGAGCUGCUGCUGUGUCCUGGUGGGGGCUGUGGAACUGAUGAUGAAGAUGACAGGAUGUCCCAGAUCUCAUCCAGGUCAGCAGCGUCCUGCUCCAUGGCCUCCCAGGUCCUGGACCGAGCCCAGAGGAGGAAGGACCACUUCUGGGGGAAGAGAUAACAGGAAGCACUGACCCCCCCUCACAAUGCAUCCCAAAUGGAACCCUAUUCCCUAUGUAGUGCACUACUGUUAAGAGGAGGAAGGAUUACUUCUGGGGGGAGAGAUAACAGGAAGCACUGACCCCCCCCCCCCUCACAAUGUAUUCCAAAUGGAACCCUAUUCCCUAUGUAGUGCACUACUGUUAAGAGGAGGAAGGGUGACUUCUGGAGGAAGAGAUAAUAGGAAGCACUGACCCCCCCUCACAAUGUAUUCCAAAUGGAACCCUAUUCCCUAUGUAGUGCACUACUGUUAAGAGGAGGAAGGAUGACUUCUGGGGGAAGAGAUAACACCACUGACACUUACUAUGUCCUAAACAGCACCCUAAUCCCUAUGUAGUGCACUACCUUUGUCUCUGAGGGACGAUAUGACAACACUGACACACACUAUGUCCUAAACAGCACCCUAGUCCCUAUGUAGUGCACUACCUUUGUCUCUGAGGGAAGAUAUGACAACACUGACACACAUUAUGUCCUAAACAGCACCCUAUUCCCUAUGUAGUGCACUACCUUAGGCCAGACCCUUGAGAGGAAUAUAUUGGAGACAGGGUGUGAUGUCAACAGUGACAGUAGCAUCACAGCCUAUAGCCCAACCACUGGAGAUAGGAAGACAAUCAAUUGCUAUGGGUUUGUAUAACCAGAGUGUCCAGACUACUAGACUGAAUCUGGCUUUAUAUGACCAGAGUGUCCAGACUACUAGACUGAAUCAGGGUUUAUAUAACCAGAGUGUCCAGACUACUAGGGUGAAUCUGGGUUUAUAUAACCAGAGUGUCCAGACUACUAGGGUGAAUCUGGGUUUAUAUAACCAGAGUGUCCAGACUACUAAGGUGAAUCUGGGUUUAUAUAACCAGAGUGUCCAGACUACUAGGGUGAAUCUGGGUUUAUAUAACCAGAGUGUCCAGACUACUAGGGUGAAUCUGGGUUUAUAUAACCAGAGUGUCCAGACUACUAGACUGAAUCAGGGUUUAUAUAACCAGAGUGUCCAGACUACUAGGGUGAAUCUGGGUUUCUAUAACCAGAGUGUCCAGACUACUAGGGUGAAUCUGGGUUUAUAUGACCAGAGUGUCCAGACUACUAGGGUGAAUCUGGGUUUAUAUAACUAGAGUGUCCAGACUACUAGACUGAAUCCGGGUUUAUAUAACUAGAGUGUCCAGACUACUAGGGUGAAUCUGGGUUUAUAUGACCAGAGUGUCCAGACUACUAGGGUGAAUCUGGGUUUAUAUAACCAGAGUGUCCAGACUACUAGACUGAAUCAGGGUUUAUAUAACCAGAGUGUCCAGACUACUAGACUGAAUCAGGGUUUAUAUAACCAGAGUGUCCAGACUACUAGACUGAAUCUGGGUUUAUAUAACCAGAGUGUCCAGACUACUAGACUAAAUCUGGGUUUAUGUAACCAGAGUGUCUGGGAAACCGUCCCUAUUUGUAUUGAAUUUAGUUCAGAUGUUUUGUAAUAAUGUAUUGAAUGAAGUGUAAAGAACUAAGGUUUGUAGUUAUUUUUAAAUGAUUUAGUAUUUUAUACGGAGAACUACUUUUAUUGUAAUUGAUAUUUUUACUGUAUUAUCAAAUCUGCAUUGUUCAUAUAUUUCUUGAUACAACUAUCCUUGUUGGAACGUGAAUUAUGCACUACCACCGCUACUAUGAAUCAACAUUGAUGCAAUUGAAACAUGUUGUAUAAGUUUGAAAUAGAGAUGCACUGCGUGUUUUGAAUACAACAACUGUUGAAAGGAAAUGAUUAAAUAAAUGUUGGAACAGUCA
This is a messenger RNA of Salvelinus fontinalis (brook trout), 3742 nucleotides long. RefSeq names its product Mdm1 nuclear protein (gene saxo6). The record is from RefSeq and is a predicted model, not a curated record. Gene Ontology annotation, molecular function: microtubule binding. Gene Ontology annotation, biological process: negative regulation of centriole replication. The transcript has 13 exons. The coding region runs from base 243 to 1952 and encodes 569 amino acids. Lineage: Eukaryota; Metazoa; Chordata; Actinopteri; Salmoniformes; Salmonidae.